CAGGACCAGCGAGGCGCGGGGCAGAGCGGCGCCGCGCCCAGUUCCGCCGCGACGGCGGCCAUGGCGGAGGGGGACUACGAGGCGGUGCUGUGCGUGAAGCCGGCGGUUCAUGUGUACCGGGUGCCGCCGCGGGCCUCCAACCGCGGCUACAGAGCUGCGGAAUGGCAGCUGGACCAGCCGGCGUGGAGCGGCAGGCUGCGGAUAACAGCCAAGGGCAAGAUUGCUUUCAUUAAGCUGGAGGACAAGACUUCAGGAGAACUUUUUGCCCAGGCUCCUGUGGACCAGUUUCCCGGCAUUGCUGUGGAGAGCGUGACGGACUCCAGCAGAUAUUUUGUCAUUCGGAUUGAAGAUGGAAACGGCCGCCGUGCUUUUAUUGGAGUUGGGUUCGUUGACCGAGGGGAUGCUUUUGACUUCAACGUGGCUCUCCAAGACCAUUUUAAGUGGGUCAGGCAGCAGAGCGAGCUGGCCAAACAGGCCGAGAACCCGGAUCAGGGACCCAAACUGGACCUGGGCUUCAAGGAGGGGCAGACCAUCAAACUCAACAUCGCGAAUAUGAAGAAAAAGGAAGGAGCAACAGGAAACGCCAAACCGCGUCCCGCAGGUCCCGGGGGUCUGAGCUUGCUCCCGCCGCCUCCCGGAGGAAAAUCUUCCACUCCGGUUCUUCCCUCCGGAGAGCGGCCGUCUUCGCUCUCGACGCCUGUCCAGGCUGCGGGCAUGCCGAGCGCAGACUCCCUCUUGGCCUGGCCGCAGCCCAGCGCUGCUCCCUCGGCCGCCGCCGCCGCCGACGUCUGGGGCGACUUUGCCAAAGCUUCAGGGUCAGCUCCUAACCCGAAUCAGGCGAAUGCGGGCUGGGUGCAGUUCUGACCCAGCCCCCUCCUCUGCUUUUUCCUGCGCGGAUGCUGAGAAAGGGACCAAAGGAUGGGGAGCGCUGCUGCACCCUUCCCCACAGAGCUAACACGCUGCUUCAGGACGCUCCCCUUACGUCUCGCGGUGGUGUCCUGCUUCCCUAAUCUUUCCAGGCAAGAAAUGAGACCCCAAAACCCGGCCCUUAAGUGCCUUGAGAUUGAUACGCUGAAGUAGGUGCUGGAGAGCCAAAUGAGAAGGUGCCUUAAAACACACUAAGCCGGUGCCCCCAAGGCCUGGGGCCUUUUAUUCUCUACCUAAACCACAGCAAACCUUAGAAAAAUCACUGCCAGGAGCAGGGGAAACAUGACCUGCCUCCCCAUCUGCCGCACCACGGUGAUUUCUGGCUUCCACCCGUGAUCUUUCCUGCAUUUUCCUCCCCUGCUUUCUUGCUACCUUGUCUGACAUAGCUACAGAAAGCCGACGGCUUCAUCACGAUCCGAGUUCCCUUAGUAACCUGCGGUUGAGAGCGCUGAAAGCAGCGCUGGAAGACUCCGACUCGCUUGCCAGCCCCCCGUGCCAUUGCUCUUUGGUAGGGAAACUUUUUGCCAGCGUCCUGCGCAACAGAGAGGGGUUAACGCAUGCGGCGGGGGGCUGGGAGACCCCUCCGCUUCGUGCCGGCCUCGCGGAGCUCACGUGUUCGGGGCUCCGGCAGGCGGAAGGUUUCCCCUCUCCGGGGCUUCCUCCCGGGGACUUUUCACCCGCAAAACCUCGCUUUACUGCCUGCGUCCCGCGGUGCCUUCGCGUCCCGUAGACGGACGUCCUGCAAAGAUGCUGAGCGUCGCCCUGCGCGUUUCAGGGAGAGGUGGGGAGCCGGACUGCGAGGUUUAGAUAACUGUGUCUGAGCACAGUGCUGAAAUUCCCUAUUUCUUAUCUCAGUAAGUUUUUCCUCUAUUUUGAAGAGAGAUUUUUACUUCUUUUUGCAGACGUUUUAUUAAUCUAAUGUAUAGCUGGAAGCCAUGAAGGACAGAUCUGAGUUGGUCUCUUUAACAGAGCUGGGGCUGAGAUUUCUCUGUGAAAAAAGAGUAUUUUCUUACCUAUUUAUAUUAAGGUGAAGGCCUUUAACCGUAUGAAGUCCUGCUAUUUUUUAAGUGUUUCGAACUUUGUCUUUUUUAUUAUUUCCAUUUUCAGCUGGAUGGUGGGCAUUUGAGUUUCACUUUGCCUGGCAGAGAGCUCACUGAGCCGGGCGAGACGUGUAACACUUUAAAUGAACAAUAAAAUUGUUUUGAGGCAAAA
Molecule: messenger RNA, 2139 nt
Organism: Dromaius novaehollandiae (emu)
Lineage: Eukaryota; Metazoa; Chordata; Aves; Casuariiformes; Dromaiidae
Gene: NECAP2
Product: NECAP endocytosis associated 2
Exons: 8
Coding region: 61-864 (267 amino acids)
Biological process (GO): endocytosis
Cellular component (GO): clathrin vesicle coat; membrane
Source: RefSeq, a predicted model, not a curated record